Messenger RNA from Metarhizium robertsii ARSEF 23, 1083 nucleotides. Its product is annotated as wlm. The transcript has a single exon. Gene Ontology annotation, molecular function: proteasome binding. The record is from RefSeq and is a predicted model, not a curated record. Bases 1 to 1083 code for a protein of 360 amino acids. Lineage: Eukaryota; Fungi; Ascomycota; Sordariomycetes; Hypocreales; Clavicipitaceae.
AUGGCCGACGCACACGAGAGCUGCGCAUCGGGCUCCGAGUCGGGCUGGGUCACCAUCACCGUGUCCCACCGCAAGCACAACUACACAUUUGAGCUGGCAGAAGACGCCACCGUGACCGACUUAUUCGACGACAUCGCGGCGACGCUCGACAUCCCCGUCGCCCACCAAAAGAUACUCGUGCCCAAGGGCCCCCUGCUCAAGUCGCCCUUGAAGCAGCCCGACAUGCCGCUCGCCGGCCUGCAAGGAAAGACGCUGACGCUCCUGGGCUGCGGCGCCGCCGAGGCCCAGGCCGUCCAGGACAUGUCGGCCAAGGUCGCGCAGAGAAACGCCGCGCGCGCGGCGCAAAAGGCCAAGAUGAAGCACCACGCGCAGCGGCGGAGCCGGCCCAGGUCCCCCGACGACGCCAGGUACACCUUUCUCCAGGUCCGGCCGCUGCAGGGCCUGCCGCACCCCGAGACGAGCCAGAAGCUGCUGCUGCGGCUCAAGGAGGACCCGGGCGUCAGGGCCGCCAUGCGGAAGCACAGGUUCACCGUGUCGCUGCUGACCGAGAUGGAGCCGCUGGCGCACACGCAGGCCACGCACGAGGGCACGUCGAGGACGCUCGGGCUCAACCGCAACCAGGGCGAGGUCAUUGAGCUGCGGCUGCGGACCGACGCCCACGACGGGUACCGCGACUACAAGACCAUCCGCAAGACGCUGUGCCACGAGCUCGCGCACAACGUGCACGGCCCGCACGACCGGCAGUUCUGGGACCUGUGCCGCCAGAUCGAGCGGGAGGUGGACGCCGCGGACUGGAAGUCGGGCGGCCACACCGUCGGCGAGACGUCGAGGUAUGCCGUUGCGGGGCUGGCGGGCGGGGAGGAGGACGAGCACGAGGACGACGGCGGGUGGACGGGCGGCGAGUUUGUGCUCGGGGGCGGUGGGAAUAUCGGUGCCGGCAUGAGUCGGCGUGAGAUCCUGGCGCAGGCUGCGCUGGAGCGGCAGAGGAAGGAGGAUGAGGCGGAGCGCAAGGCCUGCGACGCGGCCGAGAAGGGGUGGCGGCCGUGUCAGAGGUCGCAGCAGCCGAGCGAUAAGAGGGAGUAG